GGAAGGACUUAUGAAAUAAUUAUUUGCAGGUCGAGAGAGUGCUGUUAGUCAUCAUCGCCUCAGCAUCGGCUGCUCCUCAGUUUCAGUUCAAUGAUGCACAGGCGAUGCCCUACGAGUUCGCUUACGGCGUGAACGUCGAGACCACAGGAGACGUGAAGGAACACAAGGAGUCUGUGUCUCCUUCGGGCAGAACCGAAGGCGAAUAUCGCUGGCUUCAGCCCAAUGGACUUUACAGGGUAACGCGAUACUUCGUAGACGGAGACGGAGGAUACCAAGCCGCAGUGAGCGAGGAACCCGGAGACCAGGUGUCCAACUAUUACUUCAGUAGUCUGGCCAACGUCGGCUCCUCCACCAAUACACAGCUGUCACAGCAGGGCUUCAGCAGCUCACAGUCGUCAGGCAGCGGUGCAGCAUUCACUGGAUCCCAGUUUUCAAGCAACCAGCAAGCAUUUUCUGGGAACCGGCAAAUCUUCGGGAAUGCACAGUCAUCAGCAAACCAAGCAGCCUUCGGGGAUUCGCAGUUUUCAACGAACCAACAAUUCCUUGGAAACUCGCAGUCUUCCCUCGAUCAGAACCGCUUCCCCUCUUCGCAAACUUUCCAAAACCAGCUGAAUUCUCAGACUGGAAACUUCGGCAGCAGCAUCAUUGAUGGCGGUGUGAUCAAUGGCGGCGUCAUUGACGGAGGCAUCAUUGACGGGGGCGUCAUCAACGGAGCGAAUUUCGGAGGCAGCGACGCUUUCAGUAACACCAACAGCUUCAAUCAAGGUGUGACGACCUUCCAAACGUCAGUGGCUAACAGGGGCACCUUCAACGGAGGGAAUGCCGGACGCACCAACACUUUCAGUAACAGCAACAGCUUCAAUCAAGGUGUGACAACCUCCCAGGCAUCAGUGGCUGGCAGGAGCGACAUCAACCGAGACGUUGCUGUCAUUCUGGCUGGCAGCUCUUUGCGUGACUCUUUCAGGGGGUGAAAUGGGUCACAGUUUUCCCAUUCUGUUGAAUGAUUAGAAAAAAUAUGUAUCUACAGUGCCUUAUAGUUUUUAUUGUUUACUGUUAUAUUAACUUUUUAUAGUACCUUGUUAUGAGUUAGCAGAAAGGAAAUAAAAUGAUGAGUAAAGAC
Penaeus chinensis is the source of this 1120-nucleotide messenger RNA. RefSeq lists its product as uncharacterized. Gene Ontology annotation, cellular component: extracellular matrix. Lineage: Eukaryota; Metazoa; Arthropoda; Malacostraca; Decapoda; Penaeidae. The transcript is spliced from 3 exons. Bases 105 to 971 code for a protein of 288 amino acids. The record is from RefSeq and is a predicted model, not a curated record.